Malaclemys terrapin pileata is the source of this 750-nucleotide messenger RNA. Its product is annotated as E3 ubiquitin-protein ligase TRIM39-like. The record is from RefSeq and is a predicted model, not a curated record. The transcript has 5 exons. Bases 1 to 750 code for a protein of 249 amino acids. Gene Ontology annotation, molecular function: protein binding. Lineage: Eukaryota; Metazoa; Chordata; Testudines; Emydidae.
AUGGUCUCGCUCAGGCUGUGCUCAGCAGUGACUGGCAGACAUGAUGCUACCUCCAUUUCCAGCAGUGCUGAGACUCUGCGAUCUGAACUGGAAAGUGAGCAAGCGACACUGCAGGGUGAACUCAGUUGGGAGAAAGCCCGACAAUAUGCAGUGGACGUGACUCUGGAUCCCAACAUGGCGAAUCCCCACCUUGUCCUGUCUGAGGAUCGGAAACGUGUGAGAUACGGAGACAAACGCCAGGAUCUGCCCAACAACCCUGAGAGAUUUGAUUGUAGUGCCUGUGUCCUGGGCACUGAGGGGUUCACGGGCGGGCGGCGUUACUGGGAGGUGGAGGUGGGAGACAAGCCUGGCUGGGACCUGGGGGUUUGUAGGGAAUCUGGGAGCAGGAAGGGUCAGGUCACAUACACACCUGGGAAUGGAUACUGGACCGUGCGGCUGUGGAAUGGGAAAUACGAGGCCUGCACCUACCACAGGACCCCCCUCCCUGUGAGCGUCAGGCCCUGGUGGGUGGGGAUUUUCCUGGACUAUGAGGCGGGCGAGGUCUCAUUUUACAAUGUGAUUGACAGGUCCCAUCUCUUCACUUUCACCGACACCUUCUCCGGGACACUCCACCCUUGUUUCCACCCUGGUGUCAAUGCUCUGGGUAAAAACGCGGCUCCCCUGAUAAUCUGCCCAGUCCCAGCUCAGGCUGGUCCCCCGCGGCACAGACUGGCCCCUCCCAGCGCUGCGGCUCUUCCUGCCCCCCUGUAA